AUGAGUGAGCUAGUUUUUGAAGAUGUAUCCAUGGAAAUUAACAAAGUUGCAAUUGCAAACAACUUAACAUUCUAUGCCACGAGACUGUGCUGUAUCUUCUUCAGUCCAGACUGUGGUACUUUCAAGGAGCUGUCGCUCCUCUUUUCCAAGAUACAUCUGCACUCUGCAAACGAGAUUAAAGUUCGGGGAAGUGUAUAUUUCGAUGGAAAAGUGCUUCCAGCAGCGAAGUUCCACCAUCUUCUCAACCAACAUGUCGUAUGCGAGGGCAACGACAGUGUAUUUGAUGUUCUCUCCUUGAUUAACAGAGAAGAGGCUGAGAAUAUGGUAAGGAAGCUUGACAUUUACUUUUACAAUAAAAGAACUGACCAUUUGAAUGUGCAAGAAUCUAGGAUUUUUGAGAUUGCUGUUAAUUUGAUUGCCAAACCGCCUGUUAUGUACCUUAAAGUGCUUGGAAUGAGCCGCAAGCAGAAAGACAAGUGCCUAUCAAUACUCUCGGAAUUUGUGCAGCAGCAUGAGUCUGUAGUUUUUGUUGAAACCGAUUUUCGGAUAUAUUUGACUGUGCGGUUAUUGUCAAGCAUGAGAAGAUACUCUCUCUAA
Messenger RNA from Vittaforma corneae ATCC 50505, 597 nucleotides. RefSeq lists its product as uncharacterized. The coding region runs from base 1 to 597 and encodes 198 amino acids. The transcript has a single exon. Lineage: Eukaryota; Fungi; Microsporidia; Nosematidae. The record is from RefSeq and is a predicted model, not a curated record.